AUGAAGGUGGCACGUGUUAAACCAUUGGUGAAUCAGGUUGAGUGCCGCGCCUACUUCCAACAGAAUAAAAUAGAAACUGCCAUGAAGAAACAUGACAUAGUGAUAAUGGCCUACGGUUCACUUGGAUCCCCCGGCAGUGCAGCAGAAAUGGAAAAACUUGUUGACGAAGGGAAGGCAAAGAGCAUUGGAAUAUCAAACUUCAAUUCUGCACAAGGGGAACGCAUCAUAAAGGUGGUACGUGGUAAACUAGUGUUGAAUCAGUCCCUACAGUUGGAGUGUCGCGCCUACUCUCCCAAAACAAAGCUGGAGGCUGCCUUAAAGAAAGAUAAUAUAUUGAUAAUGGCGUUUCCCCCGGCAAUGCAGCAUUACUUACGUAAAUUUAAAAAGAAAUUGGAGUAUUUAUUUUAA
Molecule: messenger RNA, 408 nt
Organism: Mizuhopecten yessoensis (Yesso scallop)
Lineage: Eukaryota; Metazoa; Mollusca; Bivalvia; Pectinida; Pectinidae
Product: alcohol dehydrogenase [NADP(+)] A-like
Exons: 4
Coding region: 1-408 (135 amino acids)
Cellular component (GO): cytosol
Molecular function (GO): aldose reductase (NADPH) activity
Source: RefSeq, a predicted model, not a curated record